This is a messenger RNA of Rubroshorea leprosula, 2235 nucleotides long. Lineage: Eukaryota; Viridiplantae; Streptophyta; Magnoliopsida; Malvales; Dipterocarpaceae. The record is from the annotation of a GenBank genome assembly.
GAGUAAAAGAGAAAAGUUUAGGAGCUUAGUUGAAGACUUUAAAACGCUAAAUUGACCUAUUUGCAUAAAUUAAAAGAAGCGUCGCUUGAAACACUCCGAUGAAAAAAUGGUCCCAACAAAACCUCUGCACCGCAAUCACACCUCCGUCGUCCACCAGGUAAUCUCAGUCAUGCUCCAAAACCGCCCCUUUGAUGCCAUACUCGCAACCUCAACCACCUCCGCCAAUCCAUGGACUACAGAUUCCGUCUCCGACGUCUUAAGAUCGGUUCCCAGGUUCUUCUUCCAGUCCCCUCGCUCCGUUGGUCGCCAAAAGGGUUUCCGCCACCGUGCACCAUUGAAACAAAGAAACCUCAAACAAGAAUUUGCUAAAAUCCGUGACAAUGUUCUUCUUCUCGGCCCUGCCGCUUAUAGAGACCCAAAACGAGCCGAUUUGGGGUUGGACAAGGCACUGGAGUUCUAUUACUGGGUCGAGACCCAUUUUGGGUUUGCCCAUAAUGAGAUGACUUGUAGAGAGAUGGCUUGUGUGUUGGCUAAAGGGAAUAUGGUUAAGGGUCUUUGGGAAUUUCUCAAAGAGAUGGCCAGGAGGGAUGGCGGCGGGCUCGUAACUACUGCGACCGUCACCUGUUUGAUUAAAGUCCUAGGAGAAGAGGGGUUAGUUAAUGAGGCGUUGGCUGUUUUCUAUAGGAUGAAGCAGUUUCGGUGCAAACAGGAUGUUGUUGCUUAUAAUAUGAUUAUUCAUUCUCUUUGCAGGGUAGGGAAUUUUAGAAAAGCCAGGGCCUUGCUAGAGCAGAUGGAGUUGCCUGGAUUUAGAUGUCCACCGGAUGUAUAUACGUAUACUAUAUUGAUUAGUUCUUACUGCAAGUAUAGCAUGCAAACUGGGUGCAGGAAGGCCAUUAGGAGAAGGUUGUGGGAGGCAAACCAUCUGUUUCGGAUUAUGUUGUUUAAGGGUUUUGUUCCUGAUGUUGUGACGUAUAAUUGCUUGAUUGAUGGUUGUUGCAAAACUAAUCGAAUUGAGAGGGCUUUGGAACUUUUUGAUGAUAUGAACAAAAGGGGCUGUGCCCCUAACCGGGUCACCUAUAAUUCUUUUAUUAGGUACUAUAGUGCUGUUAAUGAGAUUGAUAAGGCUAUUGAAAUGAUGCGGAGGAUGCAAAAGAUGAAUCAUGGGAUACCUACUGCAAGUUCUUAUACUCCAAUUAUACAUGCUCUCUGUGAAGCAGGAAGGCUGUUGGAAGCUAGGGAUUUUCUUGUUGAACUUGUUGAGGGGGGCUCUGCUCCCAGAGAGUAUACCUAUAACUUAGUUUGUGAGGCACUGAACUCAGUGGGAGAGGCUGAUUUGCUAGAUGAUGCUCUGCAUAAAAGAAUAAAGGAAGGUAUAGAGAACAGAUUUGGACAAGUGAUGAAGGUCAAACCAGUUUUGAGUUGCAAAAGGGUGGUGAGUGUAGAGGAGGUGUAACAUUGUGAAAAAUCUGAACUUGCUUAACUAUCAAAUGACUGCGGACAACAAGAAGAAUUUGGUUGAUGUAUUUGUCCCUCCACUGGUUAUUACUUAAUCUGAUUGUAUUUUAUUUUAUUUCUGUGCUUCUGAAUGCAAUUCAGCACAUCCCUUAGCUGUAGAAAUAUGUAUCAUGGACAAGUAAACUGAAACUAGGAGGCUGGGACAGGAUUUGUUAUGAGUUGGGGGACAGCUAGACAUUUCAUUGACUCCAGAAGCUAGUUUUCAGCCAUGUUCAGAAAUGAUUCAUAUGAACAACGUGGUUCUUUGAAAAUGUGAAUUAAUUUCUAUUUAUUCUAGACAAAGGGCAAGUAGAAGAUUGGAUAUUCCAGCUGCACUUGGGAGCUUUAUACAUGUUUCUGCAACCUUGUUUAGGAUUUACAUUUUUUCUGGACCCUCUGUUCUCUGCUGCACUGGUACUUAACCAGCUUGAUGACUCUAGUUUUGUUGAUGUUCUGCUGCUUUAUAUUGUUGAUGAUCAGGGUUGUUUGUGUCAUUUCCUCUGGACUACAAUGGAUCUGAUUUUGUUGAUCUUGACAAUUUGAAGGUGAGAUUGUUAGCUUUAGGGAGAGAUAUAUGAAUCAGAUAUGAUGCAGCAACCAACGAUGGAGAAGCAAGGGAGAGGAGAGUUGAGAGAAGAAGAGCAAGCAGCUGUAUUGCUGAUUGCUCUGCCCUGUGCUUCUGUUUACCCCUAAAUCUUUUCUUCUCAAAACUGAUAAGAGUAGGGUUGUCCAUUGCCCAUC